This is a messenger RNA of Macaca mulatta (Rhesus monkey), 4071 nucleotides long. NCBI's taxonomy places the organism in Eukaryota, Metazoa, Chordata, Mammalia, Primates, Cercopithecidae. The record is from RefSeq and is a predicted model, not a curated record.
CGUCCUUUUCUUGGCUUAUCCCCAAAAGCGGAAAGUUUAGGGCAGAGCGACAAUCAUACCCAUCCACUGUGCCCCAACACGUGUCGGGCUGCGAGGGCGCCCGUUCCUCCCGGGACCCCAAGCGGUUUCUGGUACGCCUAUAUGGACGUAUCUUCCCAGAGUGAAAGUUGAUGUUUAGCCAUUCCGAAGUUGGUGCUUUGUGGGAAGGAGAACAGCGGGAGAGCCGUAAGGAAUGCAGGCGUCUUAACGCGAGGAACGCCUCUUAACACGCCCCGUGACAUGGAGUUUGACAGGGCCCUGGAUCCCUGCGUUCACCCCUCCUGGAGUCCUGGACGCCCACCUAGGAGCAGCGUCAGGGCCGUGCCACUUUGACCCACGUUAAACGCAUUGCAUCCUCAUUUCUGUGUCCUGUCUAGAUGCUUGACUCAGUGAUGCAGAACCUUUCAGGGUUAGCUGGAAGCCACAGCCCAGCCUCUUGAUGCAGCCUGGAUCCAGCCGGUGUGAAGAGGAGACCCCUUCCCUCUUGUGGGGUUUGGAUCCUGUGUUUCUAGCCUUUGCAAAACUCUACAUCAGGGAUAUCCUGGACAUGAAGGAGUCCCGCCAGGUGCCAGGUGUAUUUUUGUAUAAUGGACAUCCAAUAAAACAGGUAGAUGUCUUGGGAACCGUCGUUGGAGUGAGAGAAAGAGAUGCUUUCUACAGUUAUGGAGUGGAUGACAGCACUGGAGUUAUAAACUGCAUCUGCUGGAAAAAGUUGAAUACUGAGUCUGUGUCAGCUGCUCCAAGUGCAGCAAGAGAGCUCAGCUUAACCUCGCAACUUAAGAAGCUACAAGAGACCAUUGAGCGGAGAACAAAGAUAGAGAUUGGGGACACGAUCCGAGUCAGAGGCAGUAUCCGUACAUACAGAGAAGAGCGAGAGAUUCAUGCCACCGCUUACUAUAAAGUGGACGACCCAGUGUGGAACAUUCAAAUUGCAAGGAUGCUUGAGCUGCCCACUAUCUACAGGAAAAUUUAUGACCAGCCUUUUCGCAGCUCAGCCCUAGAGAAAGAAGAGGCACUAAGCAAUCCAGGCGCCCUGGACCUCCCCAGUCUCACGAGUUUGCUGAGUGAAAAAGCCAAAGAAUUCCUCAUGGAGAACAGAGUGCAGAGCUUUUACCAGCAGGAGCUGGAAAUGGUGGAGUCUUUGCUGUGCCUUGCCAAUCAGCCUGUGAUUCACAGUGCCUGCUCCGACCAAGUGAAUUUUAAGAAGGACACCACUUCCAAGGCAAUUCAUAGUAUAUUUAAGAAUGCUAUACAACUGCUGCGGGAAAAAGGACUUGUUUUCCAGAAAGAUGAUGGUUUUGAUAACCUGUACUAUGUAACCAGAGAAGACAAAGACCUGCACAGAAAGAUCCACCAGAUCAUUCAGCAGGACUGCCAGAAACCAAAUCAUAAUGCAUCUCAGACUUUAAUGUGCAUAAGGAUCAUCUGGGGAUCUGGUCAGAAUGCAGGUGCCCAGACAGGAGGUAUGGAGAGGACAGAGGAGGGCCUGACAGUUGUGACCGCGCUCAGCCACCCGCCUUUUUCCUGCAGACAUGGAGAAGGGCUGUCACUUCCUGCACAUCUUGGCCUGCGCUCGCCUGAGCAUUCGCCCGGGCCUGAGUGAGGCUGUGCUGCAGCAGGUUCUGGAGCUCCUGGAGGACCAGAGUGACAUCGUCAGCACAAUGGAGCACUACUACACGGCGUUCUGAGCAGAGACACGCAGACCAGCUGAGGAGGACAAAGAUAAGGUGGCGUUCACUCCCAGGCUCUGACUUUCAACAUCAUGCAGGGGCUUGUCUGUCUGGAGGCAGUUUGCUCAUAAUAAACUAUAAAAUAUGGUCAUUUUGGGAAUGGGAUUUGGCAUAAAUGUGGUUGGCUGCCUUCUGUCUGCUGUGUCCUUGGGGUACAAUGACUUUGAUCUCAGCCAUGACACAACAAGAAAACCCUCCCGGUUGACCUGGCUGGGCUGCGCGUUGUUUGCAGAGCAGAAUGGGGAGGAAACAGUGUUGGCAGCUUAACUGAUGUGUGUGGUUGGAGUCUCUACCAUGGCAAAGGGACACCACAGGGUAGUGAACAUUCAGGAACUGAAGGGCAUAUGGCCUGAUCACACAGUUCCAAGCUUUUCAAAACUUCAGGUUAUCAGAGACCUUCCUGUGGGCCUCUCUUGAUGGCUAAGAACCAGUUUAGGGGAGUAGUUCUCUCUGGAUGAGUGUCACUUGCUUACAGUUUCUGUGACUCAAGUACCAGCAGUGGGGUUGAGACCUGGGUUGAUGUUAUUUACAAGCCUGCCCAGAGAUGGGAAUAAACAGAGAUCCACGGCAUGACUAUAUGUUUGUCAUUUUCCUUUUAUUUCCUUGGGAAUCGAAAGGUGUCCCAGUACAUUUCCCUGCACUUGCAGAGGUGCAUGACUAAAUACAUUGUCCCUCAAUGCCCCUGAAGAUCACAGAGACAGUCAGCCAAUUGCCUGGCAGGCAGUAGAUGUUAUUUUCAGGGUUGCCGCUGAGUGUGCAGGAUGUGCUGACACCAUCCAGACAAAGACUCGGUAUGUGCCCAGACAGGUGAUGGAGUCAUGCUUUUGCUCAGAAUGACAAGGUAAAGGAAAAACAUCUGAGGUAUGUUGUAGGCCUGUUCUGACAGCAAAAUGACAAAUGCAGCCAGCAAAAAUAAAGUGUGGAGAAAGAUUUGGAGUUAAUUACAGUCAUUUAACAGAAGGCACUGCCUUCGUCUGCCGCAUUUGCUCUUGAUGUAAUAAGCUCUUCGUGGCUCAGCUGGAGAUCCUUUAGGCCUGGAGAGUUGCUCCUCUCUCCAUGGAAACAGGACAGUCUUUAUACACAGAAGUCCGCUGCAGCUGGAUAUGUCAGGCUGAGAGCUAGGACCAGUGGAUUGCCUCCUGUCAUAGACUUUUGGCAAACCUGUGCUGAUUUCUGAAAGUGAUUAUGUGGCUGCCCUGCAUCUUCUCUGUGUCCAGAAGGGUCCCUAGAAUAGAGUCUGCCUGGAAUGAUGUCCUGGGCAGUUCUUCCUUGAGGUCAGCAGCUCUUCCACGUUGAAUGCGUCUUUGAUUAGUGGGGCUGCCCAGCAAGGAGUCCAGAAUCAGAAGGUAAAAAGGGCAUACCCUUGCCUACAGCAACUCUGCUCUUAAGGGUUUAUCUCAGGGAGAUGACCACACCAGUGUGAAAGGAUGAUUGCACAAGAUGCUCAUUGCUGUGUAAUCUAGAAUUAUAUAUUGGGGAAAAUAUCUAUAGGGAAAAAGUUAAUUACGGUUCUUGGGCACAAUGAAAUGCUAUGCAGCCAUGAAAAAAAUGAAUGCAGACAGUGUUGCCAUGGCAUACUGUCCCCAAUAGAUUUAGUGGGAAGUAGAUAGAGUUAUAGAUCUGUUUCUAUAGGAUAACACCAUUAUCUACAGCUCCCUGUGUGUAUGUAUAUAUCUGUAGAGAGAAUGUAUAUUUCUGCAUGGAGGUCUUUAUAAAUGUAGCACAUGUGUAUAUAUACAUACAGUCGACCACUCCCUUCUCCUGGAAGUACUUUCCGCAUUGGGCUUUCAGGACACUGAGCUCUCUGGUUGCUCCUUCUCGGGUUCCUUUGUUCAGUGCUCUGCCUCCCUGAGGGCUCAGUCCCAGACCUCUUUUCUAUCUGGCUUGCUCCCUGGGGGGUCUCCAGCAACCACAUGGAUUAUACCACCUACAUGCUGUCCAACUCCUCAAUUUAAACCCAAAAUGGGCCUCUUCCCUAAACUGCAGACCCCUAUAUCCAGUUUGCUACUGACAUAUCCACUUAGGUCUCUAAUGGACAUCUCAAACUUCAUAGGCCCAAAGCCAGGCUCCCAAUUACUCCUGACCCCAGGCUUGCUCCUGAUAGCAACAUGAGGCAGCCAAAUGCCUAGGCAGAGAGGGGCGGGUCCCAAAUGAAACCCCACGUUCAAGUGAAGAACAGCGUGAAGGCUAAAAGACCAGACUGCUGGUCCUGGAUGAAACCCACCACCCAGAGUGGGAACUUCUGUUCCUGUUUGCCCACCCUUUCCCAAUCGAUUCUUUCUGAAUAAACGCCUUAACCAAU